Messenger RNA from Gossypium arboreum, 432 nucleotides. RefSeq lists its product as uncharacterized. The transcript has 2 exons. NCBI's taxonomy places the organism in Eukaryota, Viridiplantae, Streptophyta, Magnoliopsida, Malvales, Malvaceae. The record is from RefSeq and is a predicted model, not a curated record. The coding region runs from base 1 to 432 and encodes 143 amino acids.
AUGUUGACAGAGGCACCAAUAUUGACUUUGCCAGAGUCGGGAAAAGAUUUCAUUGUGUACAAGGAUGCUUCUUUAAAUGGUCUUCGGUGUGUACUGAUGCAAAACGGAAAGGAACUGAACCUAAGGCAAAGACGAUGGAUAGAGCUUUUGAAAGAUUAUGGUUGUGUCAUAGAUUAUCACCCAGGUAAAGCUAAUGUUGUAGCUGAUGCACUGAGUAGAGAAGAUGCAAUAGAAUUGAGAGCGAUGUUUGCACAGCUCAGUAUUAUUGAUGAGGGAGGACUCUUGGCCGAAUUAAGAGUGAAACCAGUAAUGUUUGAUCGGAUUAGAUCAACACAGUUGAAAGAUGACAAAUUAAUGAAGAAAAAGGAGAUGGUAAAAAACGAUACAGCAGGGAAGUUGAGUAUUGACGAAAAUGAUUGUUUGAGAUUUUAG